This is a messenger RNA of Armigeres subalbatus, 656 nucleotides long. RefSeq names its product small ribosomal subunit protein bS16m (gene mRpS16). Lineage: Eukaryota; Metazoa; Arthropoda; Insecta; Diptera; Culicidae. The record is from RefSeq and is a predicted model, not a curated record. The coding region runs from base 164 to 580 and encodes 138 amino acids. Gene Ontology annotation, molecular function: structural constituent of ribosome. Gene Ontology annotation, biological process: mitochondrial translation. Gene Ontology annotation, cellular component: ribosome; mitochondrial small ribosomal subunit. The transcript has 3 exons.
AGGUCAAAAACCCAAAACGUCAGAUUUACUGUGCGAAUCGUGCGAAUACCAAAGCUCAAAAGAAACAAAAACAUUGUAUCAGUGAUUAGCCGAAAAUUAGCAAAUAAUUUGCUAAUAACUAAUAAUUUUAAUAACAUACUUUAUAACAUAGUUAGUUUCUGAGAUGCCCCUUAUUCCAGCUAGUGGAACCGGUAGGUUUUGGGCACGUUCCGCAAAGAUCAUACGGUUCGCACGGCAUGGGUGUACCAACAGGCCCUUUUAUCACAUUGUCGUUAUGGAGCGUCGAAAAAAUCAACAUCAACCAGUGAUCGAGCAAAUUGGUACCUAUGAUCCAAUUCCCAACGAGUUUAACGAGAAGUUGGUUUCUUUCAAUUUCGAGCGAGUUCGUUAUUGGUUAGGAAGUGGAGCUCACCUUUCAUCGCCAGUAGCUGAACUGUUAGGCAUUGCUGGUUUGCUUCCCAUUCAUCCGCGCACUUACAUGACCUCAUGGAGAAAUAGACAAGCAUCAGAGAAAGCCGCACAACUUGAAGCAGCGGAGCAACACGUUGAUGAGUCUGAGUCUGCGGAGGGUAGUAAAUAAUGCCUAAGUAAUUGAGUGAGAAUAAUGAAAUUGGUAACGUUUAUAUAGUUGAAUACAAACAAUGGUUAAUUCCAAA